AUGUUUACACCUCAGCUACCACUUUUGACACCUAUUGCUGGUGCUAUUAAUACAGAACAACCAGCACGUACUAAACUCGUUGGUUAUCCUGGUCGAAUGAUGUUAAGAGAUAUAAAACGACGUACACUUAUUCGAAAAUAUUGGCCACAACGAUUUCGAUAUCAAUUAUUACGUAAAAAUAUGAUGUUUCCAGAUUCAUUCAAGAAUUAUUGUCGAGAAGAAGAAUUUUCAACGUUUACAAAUGAAACUCAACCAUGGUGGAGAUGGAAUCGAUGUGCAUUAACAUCUCGUCAAUGGGGUGUUCUUGAACAAUAUCGUUUAGGACGUAUAAUGUGGCGUCGUUUUGCUGAUUAUAAUCAAAUGUCAGGUGUUAUGCGUACAACAUUUGAUCGAUAUACAAGACAAAAUACUGAAAUGAUGAAACGUGACCGACGAAUUAUACGUGAAGAUCCAUAA
Molecule: messenger RNA, 456 nt
Organism: Adineta steineri
Lineage: Eukaryota; Metazoa; Rotifera; Eurotatoria; Adinetida; Adinetidae
Source: the annotation of a GenBank genome assembly